Molecule: messenger RNA, 6958 nt
Organism: Vollenhovia emeryi
Lineage: Eukaryota; Metazoa; Arthropoda; Insecta; Hymenoptera; Formicidae
Gene: atos
Product: protein FAM214A
Exons: 8
Coding region: 802-4902 (1366 amino acids)
Source: RefSeq, a predicted model, not a curated record
GUACCGGUAUCGUAAAGCGGAAAGAUCGGUAACGUUCGCGGUAACGUUUCGUGUGCGCGGCAUACGAAAUUCGAGCCCGUCUCGAGUCCGCAGCCUCCGAUGUGUCACUCGAAGAGGCAUUAAAUGGGUCUACUCGCGGGAUCGUCGGCGAAACUCGCGAAUCGGCGACGCGCGAGUCGCAUUGGCCCUACCGAUGAUUGUACUAACCGUUCGGGAAACCUGUAACCCGCCGCGGCAGGCCGCGAACUGCACCUCGUUUUCUUUCAUCACGUGCACUACGCGCGGUGGCUAUAACCAGUCCUGCGGACGUGACACAACAACAAAUUUAAAGGGACGACAAAAAUCCAGGAGGCUCCUACGAGCCGUCUCGAGCACAUUGGACCCGCGCGUAUCCCGGGAUUGCGGGGCGAUCGCGAUCUGCUCCGAUGAUAAGCUUCUUCGCGAGGCUGACGACGCGCGGCAGCUUCCUAAAAAUAAUUAACCAAGAUUUGGUUGAUUCGGUCUGGCUGACUCCUGCCGGCAGAGAACAAUGCCGUGGCGCGAAGCUCGCAAAUUUCAUAUCUUUCGACAAGAAUGCAAUUAAUAUCAAUUGUAAAUGUCACAUCAGAUCACCCGCGCCGAUGAGUUUCAUCCUCGAGCUGUACUUUUGUCGAAUUAAUUUAUUUCUAAUCUCGCGACCUCGGCUUUUUCAUUAUUUCUCCUACUUAUCGCGCUCGGCGUCUCGAUUGAGUAAAAAGUAGAUCCUCUUUCUGCGCGAUGGAUUAACAUUUAUGGUUUUUCUUUUGUUUUCGCAUUAUAGGUAUGCACUGCCUAGGCGCGGUGACGGGAGGAGGCACCUCCAGCCCGAACGGGGCUGGCGGUCGGGGUGGUAUUCUUAGUAUGUUUCGAGCCCUUGGAGUCCUUGUGUGCGAAGGGAGGAUCCAGGGCCCUCCGCGUGGCUACAAAGAGGGCCCACACUGCGCACCGCCUAUGCAGGCGGUACCAAACGACCACGUGUGCGAGGAGAACAACUAUCUGUGCAAUCGAUACCGAGUACUAAUUCAGGAGAUCACGGAACGCCUCGCUACUGGAUCAUACCUGUGCGUUGAGGUGCUUUUGUGCAGCGAUUGUCCGUGUGGUUUGACAAAGUCCACCUGCAAGUAUCCCGUGUACCCUGUGCCGUCCUUACCCAUUUCACCAUGGCAGAAAUGUGCUUCGGAGAUGUUACUCGAGUACUGGUGCAUCUGCGUUGUCCCGAGCAAGAGUCCGGAACCAAUGAAUUUUCAAGGAUUGUACCAAGCAGUACGUUCACGGUUACACUUUAGCCAAGUUGCAGCGUGGUGGUCACGCAGCAACGGCGCGGAGCCGAGCUACAUAGCGACUCGGAUCGUAUCGCACAAUGAAGACAAUCUCAGCAAGUUCCGAGAGACACCGAUGGAGCAUACCUUCCCUCUGGCUGGUAGCGGCGACGGAAAUUCCAUCAAGGUAACUAUGUGGGCUCUGCCGCGGAUGAAGGAGGUGCCUGUACUCGCGUGUCCGCUGCAUCCGAAAAAGGAGAUAGACGAAGAGGAUAUCGCAAGAGCAUUAACACCCACCAAGAGCAUCCCGAUGGGAUCCGGCAGCGCACAAAAUCCAGAGGGUCUUGUCUUACCUGUUCUCGUGGACGACAGACUGCAAACCACUUGUAACAAAUCUGGUAAACAUGAUUGCCGUUGCGAAGAGGAGGACACAUCCCCUUUGUCACCUACUAUCAGAUCCAAUGGUGAACGGAAACGUCGCCGCUCGCUUCCCUGUGGCCCGGCGGAAGGUUCUUGUGUGACUUUGCAACCAGCACCGUUGCCGUCCGUUCAAGAAUACCUACCACAGGAAAUAAGGGACAACACCAGUUCGAGCUUAACGAGAGGCACUGCCGAGAUGGUGAACAACAACCGUAGCGUCGCAAGAACUCUUCAGAAUAAACUGGAGAACAAGAACGAGGUGAGGACUCAUAACAACCGGAACUCGGACUUGGAACGCUGUUUUAAGAUACAUUUAAAAAUUGAGGAGCUUGAUGGCAACUUGGAGAAACGUUGCAAGCAUACGAUGACAGAACUCGCGGAGAUUGCUAAUUCGAAGAACAUUGAUCGGAUCGAAGAAGGCUACAAUAAUUCUGCUAAGAAUUCGACCAAUCUUGGAAAAGAAUCCGGUAGCUCCUCGGACAUGAUACCCGCAAAGAGUGGUGGGAUAUUGCACAAUCUUAGUCCUUUUGCUCCCACCAGUUGGUCCUUUGUCUCCUCGUGGCAGAAUAGCAAUAUGAAUAGUAAAUUUCAAAGCUUCCGUGGUGCAAAGGAAGCUCGUUUCAACGAUUCCGAAAAAAAUUACAAGCCGCCAACUGUCGCAUCUAACCACGCUCCGAUCAAUCCCUACGCUCAGCCCAAUCCCUUCCACGAAUCAAAUCCUGGACCCUCGACGCAUAAAUGGAUGCAAAAAACACUAGACAAUUCCGCUUGCAUCGUACAUCAGAGUUAUCCUAAAAAUAUCCAUAAGGUUAUCACUGACGCGCAAAUAUCAGCCGGUCAAGACGCAUUGGAGAUUAACAAGGAAGAUAGUACCGUCAAGAAUGGUCAGAGAAAGACUGGAAAGCCGGAUUUGAAUCAAUUAAUGUGGAAACUGUCAGUUCCGGACGAGAAAGAAAAGAGAGAAGAAGGAGGAUUAUUGGAUUGGUUCAGCAAAGUACCUGGAAGAGUUCUGGGUGUUGCGGCAACGAAGGGCUACGUUGAUAGCAACAAGAUGAAGAACGAAGGUGUGAAACAGCCGGAACAGACGAUUGCACAGCAGAGUACGAACGAGAUCAAGUUCAAGAACUGCAAUCUCGAAUUGAGCCAGAGAGAGGUUGACGAAGUGUUAGCGGUACUGCGAGCGAGGACGCCGUCGGGACGUAGAAGAGCCACUGUUAAGAAUGUGAGGAAACGCGGGGAACGACCCGAAAGGAGCAGUGAUGACACGGCAAAAUACAUGGGUUGGGAGGAUGGAGUAAUUCGGAGUAAUUCGAUAAAUCGCCACGUUGGAACAGUUCGAGUUCGCACGCUUAAAUCUUGCGAGGAUUGUAGCCGUGGGUUGUGCAAAAAGAUAGACCAUCAGGUACCGGAGGAACAACCAAGCCCUCUAGACCGGGUCUAUUAUGACAAGAAUGUUUAUCGGCCUGCGCGCUCGAAACUUGCCGAUGGCACCAACAAGUUAAACGGUGACCUGCAAGCGAAGAUGUAUCCAUGCGAGGAAGUGGAUCGUUUGCGCAACGUUUCCACUAAAGCUGACGUGCUACUCGGAGCCAUUCUGCGGACCAGCAAGGACCGAAAGGACCUGUCGGAUAUUUCAUCAAACGGGACCAGACCUAGGUCGACGACUAGCAUUGACGACGACAGCAGCGACGACGAUUCUCACUUAUCGAGUAUCGAAAAGCUCGAUCAGCAGGACCACGGAAGCACUUCAUCCAAUGACGAGAAAUUCUUGCCGCUGAAUAAAAGAUUCUACCGGUUCCGGCAGAUGUUUAAGAAAGAAGUUGAUAAGAGGAUCGCAUUGAUAGCGGAGGACAGUUCCUUCUCGCAGGAGACCUCGCCAAGUCCAACGCUGCCGCAACGCUUAAAUACAGCGUCGCUUCGCCACAACAACGAACAACCGAAUCUGCAUAGCGCGAGAUAUAGUAAGACAAAGCGACGUAUCGACUUUGCGAACUUCCCGGAGGCUACCGAGAAGAAAGAGGAUGCUGCGACGUUCAGUACAAAAGACGCACAUCAAAAGCCACGCAAUAUGCAUAGUACAAAUAAUAAUGAUCGCGAAUGCGAUUCCGAGGGCCUAAAUAACCAGCAGAAUCAUUGCAAUUGGCGGAUACUCGAAGAUGCGAAGGAACCUUUUGAAAAUAAAGAGCAGAACGAGAAUACAAAGGACAUUGCUGUUCUUCAGAAGAGCAAUUUGACUACUCCAACUAUUCCGCAGAGCGGAUAUUCGUCUUCCAAGCUACGGAGCAACAAUUACAAGGACAGUAAUGCAGAGACGGGAGACGACGAAACUGUCGAUAAGAGCGUGCCGUCCGCGCUCGAGCAGGAGAGAUUCCGCAGAUCCCUGGAGAACGCUGCAUCGAUGGUAUUCCAUAGCAGAACUGGUUUGCCGUUGACCUCUAGUCCAGCGCCGUUGAGAAGAGGUAGCUGUUGCUUCGACUACGACAGCAGCUUGAAUUCCGUUUCCUCCAAAAGAAACGCUUUGUUCGAAUUAAAUACACCGCCGAGUCCGGGCGCAGUCUCGUUGGAAGAAACCGAUCGCGAUGCGGAAACCGCCGGUGAAGGCGAGGAAACACCCAAAAGACGCUCUAGCUCUCGUCAUCGACCACAGAGUCACGCUCUUCUAGGCAGCUUCGAGGAAUCGGCGUUGAACGGUAGACUCGAACCGGUGUCCACGGUUCACGGUUUCACAGCGGAACUCGGGGCCAGCGGUUCCUUCUGCCCGAAACACCAGAAGCUUCCAGUCACUGUGUUCUUCUAUACACUCGGUGACAACGACAAAGUCUCCACACCAUACCUUGCUCACAUUAAUCUUGAGAAAAAGGGCUAUCAGGUACCAAGAAGUGGCACUGUUCAAGUGACUCUUUUGAAUCCGUUGGGUACAGUCGUUAAGAUGUUCGUAGUAUUGUACGAUCUUUCCGAUAUGCCGCCGCGAUCUCAUACUUUUUUACGUCAAAGAACACUGCGGGACAAAACACUACGCUACCUCGUUCACCUUAGAUUUAUGUCCAGCAAAUCAGGUCGAAUUUAUCUGCAUACGGAUAUCCGUAUGAUCAUCUGUCGGAGGUCGGAUGUGGACACGGCGUCGGACUUGGGCUCGGAAUCGCCGAAAGAACUCAGGAGUUACAUUCACGGUCCUACAAAUCCAAAAUUUUCGCCAAGGUGCUGAGCCACGUGGUAUUUUCCAUGGGGCUGCUGCCAAUCGUUCCGCCCGCCCAGUCCCCUUCAAGUCGAACUGUGAUCGACAAACGCUCGAAUAAGAUAUCAAAUUAGAAAUCAAUUUUUGUUCUUUUAACCCUUUGCGCUUGACGAUUGUAAUUUUUCGUGCCGGAAAGAAACAACCGACAUGUUUUUAUUAUUUAUUUAUUAAUUUAAUUUCUCACUGGCAGUAAUAGGAACAAGUUAUUACGUUAAUCCAUUGUGAUAAUGUUAAGAUGAUAAAUGUAGCUCUCAACACUACUACGAAACAUGAUUUAUUUCUAAAUUAUUUUAGAUCGCAAAGGGUUAAGAGGGAAUCGAGAAUCGAAAAAGCGCGAGAAUACAAUGAAAAUUAUUUGGAAAAUUACACGUGGAUUUAACUGUUCGUGUUGGAACAAUAAUUUAUACACGCGUUCAUAACACUUAUUUUUCUUUCGCAAAAAUUAUUAGAACGACAUCGAUCUUUUGCAUAUUCGCUACCAAAAUGAUCUUUCGCAUAUUGACAAUUUCAACACGAAUGGUUUGUAAAAUUGACUCGAAAUUGCGAUUACACUCUCGGUCUCAUUUUGAUCGGUGAUUCGUACUUGCAGAGUAGAAUACAGCGUAUUGAUACGAUAGAAUAAGUUCGCGCCGUUUCUUUGUUUUAAAUUUGUUUCUGUAAUAUAAUAAUAGCGAUAUAUACAUAAUUCGAAAAUUCUAUUAAAUUAAAUCAAUUAGUCUUUCUAUUCCUAAUUUAGCGUGUAAUCUUGAAAUUGGAAAAUCUAUCGAUUCGCGUUAGGAAUGUACGUCAGGUUUCUUUGUUCUGGGCAUCUAUAGUAAUUCUUGCUAUAGUGCAUCCUGCUAAUUAUUUCAUUUGUGGAGUUUAUCGCAAGCUGGACGAUCUCGUUGAGAGGCCAUUUUCCUCAACUUAUUGCUGUAAAUAUAGUCACGCGUAGAGAGUAAGUUGAGUAAAAGUUUUUAAGCAGGAGAGAUAUAUAUAUAUACAUAUGUAUAUAUUAUAUCGCUAUUAUAUAUGUAUAUGUAUGUGUAUAUGUAUAUAUGUAUAUAUAUGUAUGUAUAUGUAUAUGCAUAUAUAUAUAUAUAAACUGCCAUUGUGUGUGUAGCACUCUACGUUUAAUCGAAAAAAAAAAGUGAUAUGAGCAUGGAAAAACGUCGACGAAUUCGGUCUCGCGUUCCGAUGGAGCGUAAAGUCGAGAAAGAUCAAAACGUGUUGUGAUUGAAUGGUACGUGCAAUGAAAAGUACAAAGUUAAUCGUCGUAUUACUUCGUGUCUCUGUAGCGGAUCAUUGUAAUUUCUGACGAGGGCGUAAAACCCGAGAAGAGAGAAGAAAAUCAAAAUUUCUUUUCCGAAAAACGAAAUGUGAUUUUUGUGAUUUGCAUAAUUGUGAUUUGUUUCCUUUCUUCCCUGUGAUUCGGGACGAACGCAAGAAUGAACGCGACCGGAAUUCGUGGGUUUUUCCCGGAAGUAAAAAAAAAAGAUUAUUUACACAUAUAUAUGUAUAUAUACAUAAACCAGAACACAAUCUUUGUGUCCGUAGCACUGUGAUGAAUAUUUUGAUAGACUAUAAAAAGAAGAAUAAUUAUUAUUACAGAUUAAUAACUAUUUCUGGAUAGCAGACACGUCUUAGAUUUAAUCGAUUCUACUAAUACGUCAUGCGAGGAAAUAUAAUCGUGCGUAAUUUACUAACUAGCCGCAGGAUAAUACGCCCUUGAUACGCCUGUUUUGAAGCAAACGAAUGUGACGAUUCACGUUAUCCUUUAUUUUUCUAAAGACACUCCAUGUAAAUCGCGCGGAAGAAUUACGUGAACGAUUGGGAAGACCUUGUUUCUUUGAUCUUUCACCAGCGAAUAUUAUCUACAGUUUACAAGGAUGCUGACAUAUCGUUCGGGUUGUUAAUCCUUUUCUUUUCCCCACUGGAAACCAAUCAAGUUACACUACUUCACGAAGGAGAAAAAACGCAACAUAUCACGGUCUUUCUGUAUAUGAUGAUUUUUAAUUGUAUGUCAAUACAUCGGCAAUCGAAUCUA